Molecule: messenger RNA, 699 nt
Organism: Botrytis sinoallii
Lineage: Eukaryota; Fungi; Ascomycota; Leotiomycetes; Helotiales; Sclerotiniaceae
Exons: 1
Coding region: 1-699 (232 amino acids)
Source: RefSeq, a predicted model, not a curated record
AUGUGGCAUCACUCAGGCGAACUCUAUGAGCUCGUGAUCGUUCGUGAUCCAUCGAUAGAAGCAUAUCAGGGCAUUUUCUAUACAUUUCCAGAUCUUCAGAAUACAAAAACUCGGGAUCUAUUUUCCAAGCACCCUAGCAAGCAUAACCUCUGGCGCCAUGAAGGUCGUUCUGAUGAUAUUAUCGUCUAUUCUACAGGGGAGAAGUUCAAUCCAAUCAGCAUGGAAAAUGCUUUGAACUCUCAUCCUAAGGUUAGAUCUGCCAUAGUUUAUGGUACUAAGAAAUUUCAGUCGUCCGUACUGAAUGAACCAACCGAUCCCGAGGGCUCCAAGGAUGUCCUAUUAGAUGCAUUAUGGCCAAACAAUAAAGACUGCAAAUAUUACUUGUCCCGCGCAUGCGCGGAUAAUGAGCAAGGACUUCAUCGUAUUCACCAAACCCUGAUAAACCAUUUCCCAGAGCUGGGAAAGGUACAGUGCAACGAAAGCAAGCCGAAAAACUAUAUGAAACAGAGCUCAAUAGUCUUUAUGAAACAAGUACUAAUGGACAGGUAUUCAACAAGGAAAUAUAACGAGAUCAGCUCUUUGGAUAAGGGGGCGAGCUUGACGUACAAGGUACCAUCAUUAGAAACCAUUUCGAAUUUUCAAGGAUUCGAAAACUUCUCUGCGUCUGAAAAUUUCUUGAGCAUGGACUGGACUCUCUAG